Messenger RNA from Apus apus (common swift), 3274 nucleotides. RefSeq names its product fibronectin type III domain containing 5 (gene FNDC5). Gene Ontology annotation, molecular function: protein binding. Bases 17 to 664 code for a protein of 215 amino acids. NCBI's taxonomy places the organism in Eukaryota, Metazoa, Chordata, Aves, Apodiformes, Apodidae. The transcript has 5 exons. The record is from RefSeq and is a predicted model, not a curated record. Gene Ontology annotation, biological process: positive regulation of brown fat cell differentiation.
GCGGCGGCCGCGGGGGAUGGAGCCUUUCCUCGGCUGCACCGGCGCCGCGCUCCUGCUCUGCUUCAGCUACGCCGGUUGGCGCCCGGUGGAGGCAGACAGCCCGUCGGCUCCAGUCAAUGUCACAGUCAAACACCUGAAAGCCAACUCAGCCGUUGUGACUUGGGAUGUUCUGGAAGAUGAAGUUGUCAUUGGAUUUGCAAUUUCCCAACAGAAGAAGGACGUGCGGAUGCUGCGCUUCAUCCAGGAGGUGAACACCACCACCCGCUCCUGUGCCCUCUGGGACCUAGAGGAGGACACUGAGUACAUUGUGCAUGUCCAGUCCAUCAGCAUCCAAGGCCAGAGCCCUGCCAGUGAGCCAGUCCUCUUCAAGACCCCCAGGGAAGCUGAGAAACUAGCCUCUAAAAAUAAAGAUGAGGUGACAAUGAAGGAGAUGGCGAUGAAAACCCAACAGCUGCGAGCGGGGGAGAUUCUCAUCAUUGUUGUGGUGUUGUUUAUGUGGGCAGAAGGCACUGCUGACAAUGCCCUCAGCCAGCCAACAGGAUGCCUCCAGCCCUUCAAAUGCUACAGGUCACUGCAAUUAUCUGGCUAUUUGUGGCUCCAAAUUUUAUGCAAAUCAGAAAUGUACAAGUCUCAUACUCAACACCCACUAUUAUACGGACACUAAAAUGCCCUUCAAAAUCAAUGAAAAUAUUGGAAGCACCGAAAGAACAAGUGGCCUCAAACAUCAAAACCUCAAUAAACCCAGAUCCUCUCAACAUCCACUGUUAAAACACGAAGAACAGGAUUUAAUAGGAAGAGGAGGGACAUCAGCAGAAUCAUAUUCACCUAAAGGAAGGAAAAGUCUAGAUGAGUUUGAGAUGGUGUGGGGGAAAAAAAAUGGUGUGGGUUCCAAAGAGAACCAAGAGUUUUUCUGACAUGAGUUGAAGACCAUACUUCAACAGACCUCACAGAAAUGGCUCCUAUGAUUUAAAGUAGCAAAUAGGGAGAGGAAAAUGCCCCUGAGUCCUGUUCCUCCAGCUUGGCAUGUGUGAAGUGGCUGCAGCCAGCCCUCCAGCCUGCUCCUUUUGGGAAUGACAUGCCUGAGUUAAUGGGAAAUCAAGUCUGGAGGUGUUUGUUUGCUGUUUCAAGCCUUGGCCUCCCCUGGCUGCCAGGCAGCUGCUGCUCCUGCUGCAACGUAAAACAUUAAUGAAACAAGAUUUGCUCCCUGCGAGGCACAGAGCACGUUGCCCACUGGGAAGGGUUCAGGUGACCCAAGGAAACUGGCAGGCCAGGAAAUCAGCUCCCUGGCAAAGCUACGAGGCAGAGAAGACAACCUUUGCCACUCAGAAUGUGGCCCUCUUGUCAAGCCACAUUUCUACACAGAGUGUGUGUAAAUAUUUGCACAGAGAUUUCUCCUCAGUCAGAAGUGAAGGUGUGUCCCCCAGGAGCACUGAGUGGCUAGUGGCUUUGGCAGCUUGUCCCACCUGGAAAGGUGUUGGUCUGUCACCUCUGCUGCUGGAAACUGUCACAAUCCUCAACUGAGAGGAGCUGCACCAGUUUACUCCAGCAGAGGAUCUGGCCCAUUUACACAAGAUUCUGCUGAGAUGAGACACCUACAGGGAGAGAUGUGAAGAGGAAAGAUGCCACUGAUCUGAGAUCUGUCACAGAGGAAGGGGGUGGAGGGACUGACUGUGUCCUGUUCAGCUCUGCAAGUUCUCUUGCAAGCAAAUCCAGGUGACACAGAAUCAGAUCCACAUAUAUAUUUUCCCCCCUGGGAAGUCUUGAGUUUGCCACUAUUUGCAUUUCCAAAUGGACAGCAAUCAUUGCCGAAGAUGAUGAGCAAAUUAAAGCCUAAACUAAAUCACAAGGCUUCCAAAACCACGAUCUUUUCAGCAUCUAUGUCAAGUUUUAGCUCUGCACACUCAAAUUUAAAUGCCCUGCCAGUAAAAACAAUCACAAAUAAUUACAUCAAGUGACUGAACAACUGAUUCAUCUCCCACUGUAGUGUAAUCUAAAACUCAGAUCAGCAUCUGAACAAAGAAUUUGUUCAUACCACAGUUUCCCCUCUAGACAGAUGACUUACAUUUAAAAAGGAAAGUGGGUAGGGAGAAAAAUCUCUCUACAUCUCCUGGGUUUUUUUUACAGUCUAAAUAUACCAGAACCUCUGUCCAGCUCUUGGCCUGACCAUAACCUGAAUGUAUGUCAAUGUUGUAGCAACCAGAAACUGGAACCAGUCUGUGCCCAGGGCUUUGAAUGGAAACAAGACCUAAGCUCUUGUGCUGACUUUCUGGCAUUGUUCACAGCAAUUUGUUUCUCUGUGCCUCAGUUUUACCAUCAGAAAUCACAGAAGGUGUGACUGGAGCAGGUGUUAACCUGUUGUCCUAAGCUCAGCCAUUUGUUUACAUAGGCAAGAAAGAAUUUGGACCACUGGGUUUACCAGUAAUACCUGGGGGCAGCUGCCAGAAAAACACCUCACUUUAUACAGCAGUUUGUGAUCAUCUGGUGAAAGCUUGACAGAUGUUUUGCUAUUAGGGGAGCUGGAAUGAUUUUCAGUAAGGGAGAAGCAGCACCUGCCUGGCUCUGCUUAACCUCUGUGUUUAGAAUCUGCAGGCAGAGAAGUUAUUUGGUCAAAAUGUCACAGAAAAGCUUCUAAGAAAGGCAUCUGCAGCCGCCUAAUGUGGCAUGGCUGCCUCUGCUUUUCUCUCCAUGUCCCUGCUGUGUGGGAGGAAAUUUCCACUGGCAGCUUUUGCUGCCGUCACUGUUGCAUGUUUGCAGAUGUUGUCCUGCUGCUCAAGAGGCCCUGGCUUGUACCAGGCAGGUACUGCACCUGCCUCUCACCUGCCAGCUCCAGCUCCUUCUCUCCACCCCCGAGGAGAAAGGCCAGAGGACAUAUUUCCACUAACCAGAAAUUCCAGGAGCUCCUGUGUCUGCAAAGCAAAGAUCCCGCACGGUUUGUGUUGAUCACUAUCCAAGGGCUUAAAACACUUGUCCCAGUUAAUGACAGGGAAGUCAGAAUACAAUUCAUCUUCUGUCCUUCUGCCUAACUAGUUUAACACGGAAUUAGGCAUUGGGAAGGAAACAGCCAGAGGGCUGACUGGCUGUGCUAGGAAAUGAUCCUGAGGAGCAACUGUGAAAGCUGCCGAGCUCUCCAGCAGAAGGCACCAAGCCGGCUGGCAAGGAAGGGAUCUCUGAUCUCUGCAGGCUCCAGGGGCUGAGCUCAUUUCUGUGAUCACUAACAAUCUUUCCUGUCAGGGGUGAUCGCCCUGUUUUGCAGACAAUACGACAUCAUCAAAGA